AAAAAAAACCAGACCUCAUGGCUGAAGUAUUCAUUGGCUUACGUGUCUCUCUCGCACUUCAUUCGGGAGUCUUAAUCGAUGGCACAGUUGCGCACAUUGAGCCGAGUACACACCAGAUGACACUUCAUGAUGUUAGCCUGAUGUUUGCUGGCCAACCAGCCCUAAAAACACCCAUCUACGGAGUAAUUGGUAGCGACAUAAAAGACCUACAAGUGAUAUCCAGGCACGAAGCAGCUCCCCCUUCUACACAACCCCCUGUUGUCACCAAAAGUACCAACCCACACCAGUCCAGGAGCGUAGAAACAUCGGCACCACCACCUAAACCAGAAGUACAUAUAGAACAAGCCACAGAAGCACGUAAAAAGAAUAAUGAGCCUAGUCAGUCAGUUUCCAAUACACCAAGACGAACCAAAAAAUCUAAUUGCAGGCCUGAGAAAGACAACGGUUGGGCUGAAGAGGAUGUAGAAGGAUUUAGAAAGAAAGAAUUUGAUUUCCAGGCAAAUCUCAAUAUGUUUGAUAAAGAAAAGGUGUUUGCGGAAAUCAGGGAAUCUGAUGACACAGCCUCGGAUACCUUGCUGGUAACGCUGAAUCGAUUGCCACAAAGAGAGAAAGUUCAACAAAAAAUCAACUUACUGAAUACCGAAAUGGUACUCGAUCCAGCUCCAUCCGCUUCUUCUUAUAAAGAUAGUGAUACAGAUGAGAAUACCAGUAACUCGCAAAGUUCAGAUCUUGGUGAAGACGUAAACGAAAUCAAUGCAUCUUUACAAAAAGGCCCUCCUUCAAUCGUUACUGUAAAUGGAAAGAUUAUCUGUCCUAAAAUCCCACGCAAUAAGCUUUGGCUUAUUGAAAAGACUGCUGAAAGGGGAGUUGGACCUGUCUCAAGCGAGCAAUUGGUCGAGAAUGGUGGUCGUAGUGCAUGUCUAUUAGCACUCCAAGCCAUGGGUAAUAAAUAUGUCCAGUCUUCAAAGCGUGUACCAGUAGCUGUUAUAUUGGUAGGAAAUAACAGUACUGGUGCAUCUGGAUUGGCCGCUGCACGUCAUCUUUUGAACCGUGGCUACAAAGUGUUUGUAAACGUGUUUAUUUCGGGAGAAUUACAUAGUUUAUUGGAUAAGCAGCUGGAUAUGCUCUCUGCAAUGGGUGCUCAUAUUAUGCAAGCUACAGCUUUGCCAACCCAGUGUGCACGCGCAGACAUUAUAGUGGACGCUUUGAUGGGAACCAGUGACACUGCUUAUAACACAAGUACUUACCCAUAUCCUAGUAUGUCGUUGGCUAUUGACUGGGCCAAUGCUCAUUCUGCACCUAUCAUGAGCCUAGGAUUUCCUUCGAUUAUUAAUGAAAAACCAGGGUAUCCUGCGAAUAGUAUAAUCCCAAAAUGGACCCUCUGCUUAGGUGCCCCUAUCACAGAGUGUGUAUCUCCAACUGUGACAGGUGAACUAUAUAUGGCUGAUGUUGGCAUUCCCCACGCUUGUUGGAAGCAAAUUGAUGUGAAAAUUGGAAAUAUACCAUGGGGAGCAGAGUUCUUGAUACCUUUGGAGUAUAAAUAUGUCUAAUUAAGACACUUGAGAAUCUGAAUAUAUCUUAAAAGAUAAAGGUUCCCCCUACUCUAAUAACUUUGGUUUGCUCUUUUGUUUAUUUAUUACAAUCGUAACAUACUUUGAUAAACACAGUAAUAAUUAUAAUAAAGCAAUCAUUUAACUGAUAUUUUCUCAACAUU
Messenger RNA from Phycomyces blakesleeanus NRRL 1555(-), 1714 nucleotides. RefSeq lists its product as hypothetical. Lineage: Eukaryota; Fungi; Mucoromycota; Mucoromycetes; Mucorales; Phycomycetaceae. The coding region runs from base 18 to 1550 and encodes 510 amino acids. Gene Ontology annotation, cellular component: P-body. The transcript has 9 exons. Gene Ontology annotation, biological process: P-body assembly; deadenylation-independent decapping of nuclear-transcribed mRNA. The record is from RefSeq and is a predicted model, not a curated record. Gene Ontology annotation, molecular function: mRNA binding.